Messenger RNA from Pundamilia nyererei, 390 nucleotides. RefSeq names its product cytochrome c oxidase subunit 8A, mitochondrial-like. Gene Ontology annotation, biological process: mitochondrial electron transport, cytochrome c to oxygen. The record is from RefSeq and is a predicted model, not a curated record. Lineage: Eukaryota; Metazoa; Chordata; Actinopteri; Cichliformes; Cichlidae. The transcript has 3 exons. Bases 33 to 281 code for a protein of 82 amino acids. Gene Ontology annotation, cellular component: respiratory chain complex IV; mitochondrion.
CAAGAAGCCUGGUGGAAAGGUAGCAAUUAGCAAUGGCUGGUUUAGAGCGUUUCCUUUCAAGACCAAACAUGCGUGGGCUUUUUGCUGGAUUAAAAGCUGGCCGGGUUCUUAUACCCGGGUCAGGUAUUCAACAAAGAGCAACUUACAUCCAUGGCAAACCGCCCAAAGAUAAAAUAGGCGCUGUCCAAUCUGCCUUUGUCUUGAUGGUGAUGUCUCUGGCCAUCCUCGGGCCUUCUGGUUGGAUUCUUUCCCGCCUAGACCAUUACAAAACCCGUGACUGAUGGAGGACGUCCCAGGAGCAGCCGUUACACCUGUGCUUGCCCUUAAAAGAGCAUAAUUUCAGAUAUUUCAGUCGUUGCUGAGAUAAUAAAUUUAGGUUUCUCAGUUGUA